Molecule: messenger RNA, 1176 nt
Organism: Arachis duranensis
Lineage: Eukaryota; Viridiplantae; Streptophyta; Magnoliopsida; Fabales; Fabaceae
Exons: 1
Coding region: 1-1176 (391 amino acids)
Source: RefSeq, a predicted model, not a curated record
AUGUAUGAUAGGUUAAAUCCAACAAGAGGGGGUAUUAAACCUGAGUUUUAUGACAAGGUUGACGAGUUUAUAGAAACGACUAGUAAGUCAGAUGUUGUGAAGUCGGAAGGAAAGUGUAGAUGCCCAUGCGUUAAGUGUAGAUGCACAAACUAUAAAGAGUUGAACAUUAUUAAGAUGCAUUUGUGGGAAAAAAGGUUUAUGCCAAAUUAUUGGAUUUGGAUAGAACAUGGAGAGAUUGACGAUAUAGGGAUUAAUCAGAUGAGAUUCAAUAAUUGUGGAGAAGGUGGUUCAGGAAGUGGUGCAAAAAUGGAAGAAUGUGAUAUGUAUGACAUUAGCUGGGAAGACAACUCCAGAAGGUAUCAUGAAAUGGUUUUCGAUUCUGCUGGUCCAGAGGAUCCUCAUAUAGAGGCUAAAAACUUUUUUGAUCUUCUUGAGGCAGAUCAAAAGCCUUUGUGGGAAGGUUGUGUGCACUCUCAACUAUCGAUAGCUGUUAGAAUGCUAUGUAUUAAGGCCGAAAAAAACCAAUCACAGGAGUUAUUUAAGCAGUGGGCCACCUUAAUUAAGAAAACUGCUCCUGAGGGUAGUGCCAUAUCUAGGGAUUACUAUGAGGCUAAGAAGUUAGUGCAAAAGCUUAGAUUGAAGGCAAUCAAAAUAGAUUGUUGCUCAAACAAUUGCAUGUUGUAUCGAAAAGACGAUGCUGCUCUAACUAGUUGCAAGUUUUGUGAAGCACCUAUAUUCAAGCCUAUUUCUAAUGGUAGUUGUAAGUCCAAAGGAGUUCCUAUCAAACGGAUGCACUACUUGUCCUUAAUCCCUAGACUUCGAAGGCUUUAUGCGUCAAUGAGUUCAGCUCCGCACAUGACAUGGCACAUAAAAAACCAACGUGAUGAUGUCGUGAUGACCCAUUCGUCACAUGGGGAGGCAUGGAAAAGCUUUGACCGUAUCCACUCUGAUUUUGCUUUGGAGCCUAGAAACAUUAGGUUAGGUCUUUGCUCUGAUGGGUUUAUCCCAAAUAUCCAAUUUAGCAAGCCUUAUUCUUGUUGGCCCGUAAUUGUUAUUUCAUACAAUCUACCUCCUGAAAUGUAUAUGAAAGAUCCUUAUUUGUUCUUGACUUGCUUAAUACCUGGUUCUAAUAACCCUAAAGCCAACAUUGAUGUAUUCUUGGGACCCCUUGAUUGA